Molecule: messenger RNA, 258 nt
Organism: Mesorhabditis belari
Lineage: Eukaryota; Metazoa; Nematoda; Chromadorea; Rhabditida; Rhabditidae
Source: the annotation of a GenBank genome assembly
AUGGUGACCGUCAAAACGACAAAUACUUUUGUUCCAAUAAUGGCCGAAGAAGCACCUCCACUACAAUGCAGGCCAGCUAAAGCAAUCACGGAUAUCGUUGAUUGCAAGGAAAGCACCGAGAUGUCAGGGGAUAUCGUCAUCCAGCUUGAAACGGCGAUUCCGGAGGGUGAAUUCGAGACGAUACUUCAAGGGGUCGUCGAUGAGCUGAUGGAGCAAAGUCGGGCUAGAAUCGUCAACUACGACUUUUCAUACAAGGCU